This is a messenger RNA of Parasteatoda tepidariorum (common house spider), 927 nucleotides long. Its product is annotated as DNA repair protein xrcc4. Lineage: Eukaryota; Metazoa; Arthropoda; Arachnida; Araneae; Theridiidae. The record is from RefSeq and is a predicted model, not a curated record.
AUGUUUUCUCACAAGGCUUUAAACAAAAUAUGUCUUGAAGGUGAAGAAGUAUUUCUAUUGUCUGAAUAUGAACCUAAAAGAAACCUGGAGCUCAAAAUUUUAGAUAUCCAACAUAAUAAAUCCUACACUGGCCAAGCGUCUGAUUUAGUUUUGAGAACUCAAGCGGCAAGUAUAGGUCUAAGUUUUAGUGAUUUUAUGGAGCAAUCAAAGCAAGCUCUUUUUCAAGAACCUUCAAAUGAAUGUACUUUUAAUUACUCUUUGCAAAAAGACAGUGUUAACUACAAAUUUAAGUGGGCAAGUGUUGACCAAGAAGAAACUACUAUUAUUCUUGGCUGUAUAGAAAUGAUGGAACAGGAAUAUGUAUCUGUAUUCGACAAUGUAUUAAUUUCCCUUGCUAAAGAAAUUCUUAAUUUAAAUUCUAAAGUUAAAUCUCUUACUGCUGAAUUGGUUGAAUGCAAAAGUCAAACUGAUAAGGCAAUUCAUCAGUUGUCUGAAGCUGUUGAUAUUAAAGAAAACUUAGAGAAAGAAUUGUUUUCGAAAUUUGUGCUUGUCUUGAAUGAAAAAAAGAAGAAAAUAAAAGAUAUCAAAAGUGGUAAAUUACCUGGAUCAUCAAAAACUUCAACUAACAAAAAGCUAAAUUCUAAAAAACCUAGAAUACCUUCAGUAAGUGAAUCCUCAGAAGAAAAUGCAAACGAAUUUCUUAAUUUAAAUGAGCCUGGUCCUUCAACAGCAAUGAAUAGAAGUUCCCUUCCUUUUCUCGAUGAUGAAGAAGAUUCUGUUGUGCCUGUUAAGCCGAGCAAAAAGAGGAGUAGGAAUACUGUAAAUAAAACUAAAUCUUUUCCUGAUGCAAUCAUGCCAGCUAACGUUGAAUCAACACUUAGUCAAGUUAUGGAUGAUGAUAGUGAUGAUCUUUUAGGAAAUUUGUAG